ACGCCCCCGCCCCGCGGUGGGCGGUGACCCGCGGCCGGGCGGCGAGCCCCGCAAUGCCCAGGGACCGCGGCUCCGGGGGAGGGGGCUUGACAGUGCUCCACGAGCCUCACUGGGGUCCAGUCCCAUGAGGCCUGCGCGCCGCGGGACUGAAGCCAGAGGACGGCGGAGGGCCACCGCUCGGCCGGCCCGCGGCUCCGGGGAAGGCGCAUGAGGCCCAGCGCGGCUCCGGGGAUCUGAGGGCUCUCUCGGGGCGUCGGGCUCCGGGCCGCCACCGCCACCUGGGCCCCUGCCGGCGCCGGCGCCGUUCCCGCCCACCCCUCGCCAUGUCCGAGGAGCUCUCGGCGGCCACGUCCUACACGGAAGAUGAUUUCUACUGCCCUGUCUGCCAGGAGGUGCUCAAGACGCCGGUGCGCACCGCGGCCUGUCAGCACGUUUUCUGUAGAAAAUGUUUCCUGACUGCAAUGAGAGAAAGUGGAAUACAUUGUCCCCUAUGUCGUGGAAGUGUGACUAGAAGAGAAAGAGCAUGUCCAGAACGGGCCUUAGAUCUUGAAAAUGUCAUGAGGAAGUUUUCUGGUAGCUGCAGAUGCUGUUCAAAAAAGAUUAAAUUCUAUCGCAUGAGACAUCAUUACAAAUCUUGUAAGAAGUAUCAGGAUGAAUAUGGUGUGUCUUCUGUCAUUCCAAACUUUAAGAUUUCUCAAGAUUCAGUAAGGAGCAGUAACAGGAGUGAAACAUCUACAUCUGAUAAUACAGAAACUUACCAAGAGAAUACAAGUUCUUCUGGGCAUCCCACCUUUAAGUGUCCCUUAUGUCAAGAGUCAAAUUUCACCAGACAGCGUUUGUUGGAUCACUGUAAUAGUAACCAUCUAUUUCAGAUAGUUCCUGUGACAUGUCCUAUUUGUGUGUCUCUUCCUUGGGGAGAUCCUAGCCAGAUUACUAGAAAUUUCGUUAGUCAUCUAAAUCAGAGACAUCAGUUUGAUUAUGGAGAAUUUGUGAAUCUUCAGCUAGAUGAGGAAACCCAGUAUCAAACUGCUGUAGAAGAAUCUUUUCAAGCAAACAUCUGAUUUGAGUACACAUUUCUGCAUCCUUGUACCUACAAGUGCCAUCUUUAAGGGGAAGACAACAUGAAGUCACCGUUUGAAUAAUUUGCUGUGCAUAUUAAUAAAAAUAAUAAUUCAGUCUACUGUAUUAGGUUUUUAAUUGAAAUUAAAGGUGGGCCACCCUAACUCCAUUCUCUAGACAGUUACUUUAACAGCAUGGAAAUGGUUCUAUUUUACUUGUGUGGUGAAAAGGGAAUUCCUGUUGUCUUUUUCUUCCUUGUGUUACAUAUUCUGAAUGUUUCAUUAAGUUGUUUUUGAUAUUUUGAUGCAGUUCCUUCUAUUUACUUUAGAGGUAACAGUACUUUAUUACAAAGGUAACAGCAAAUUCUAAAAGAUGUGAUUCCUAUAAAAAUAAUAAGCCUGAGCCAUUUGUCAGAACUGCAGAAUGGAAACUUGAAGUGCUAAGUGGGAUAAUCCAAAGGGAUUUUUUAAAGAAUAGAUUCUAGCUGAGGAAUUCAACAAUAAGAAAAUUGUAUUUAUGUAAUGUUUUGUAUUUUUGAAGACUAGUGAAAUUUCUAUAAUAAUUUUGACUUUGAAAGCAUAUUGUACAAAUGUUUCUUCUUUUGCUAUUAGAUGAACAUAUCAAAAGAAGAGAAAAAAGUUUUCUUUGGUGGUUAGUUUGUUAUUUCACUCUAGCUUGAGUAAUUUGUAAGCCUAAAAUGAGUUGUAUGACAGUUCUUUGUAGUCAGUAUUUCUCACUAGCUGAUGAAACUUUCAGUUUGUGAUGAUAUAUUACACUUAAAUUAGUUUUUUAAAAAUCCAAAGUUGAAGAUGUAUGUGGAGAUAUGUACAUACACUUUUGCAUGUAUCUAUGCACAUAUAUCUUUACCUAGAGUUUGUCAGGUUAUGUAUAGAAUUUCUAUUAAGAGUUUUAAUAAUGGGCAAGCAAUAUAGGAUUGAAGUAUUUAUCUCAUUUGAUUAAAAUUUUGUAUGUUACCAGAUUUU
Messenger RNA from Peromyscus leucopus (white-footed mouse), 2042 nucleotides. It is a transcript of the gene Rnf138, whose product is annotated as ring finger protein 138. The transcript is spliced from 8 exons. Bases 324 to 1061 code for a protein of 245 amino acids. Lineage: Eukaryota; Metazoa; Chordata; Mammalia; Rodentia; Cricetidae. The record is from RefSeq and is a predicted model, not a curated record.